CACUGCUCUUUCCCCCCUGUUGAAUAGCCCUACCAGCCCGUUGCCCCCUCUGUCGCUCCUCGGCGCAUUCGAAACAGCUCGCCCCUGACCCUCGAACAUGGCCACCAUCAUGGUGGAUGUUCCCGAAGGGGCAUAUCCCCUGCCUGUGGCCAUGAUUGAGCUACAGGGCAAGAUUCAAAACGAUGCGGAGGGCUGUGCCGGCGCGGUGGACCCCUGCUACUCGGCGCCCCCUGGUGGGCUGGACGCCGAUGGGGGUAAUGACGCCGGCACGGACGGUGCGUCUGCCACCUGUGACGAUGACCCCACCUCGGCCACGCAGUCGGGCCUCGUGCGGGAUGUCCGCGCUGGCCAAGUCGUCGGCCGCCUGUCCAAGGACUCGAUGGGAGCCUAUGUCCUGACCAUUGGGCGACACCGCCUUCGUGGGAAGGUUGCCCCACUGAAAAAGCCCCUGGUCGUCCUGAAGAAGGGUCGCCCAGGGCAAAGAGGAUCGCCAGCAAACCCAGAACUCGACCCCUGGACACGUUCACCGGCUGAUCGCCCGUCCGGGGACACCGAUUCCACCGACAGCCAGGCCCAGGGCGUCGCCUACUCGGUGGUGGCGAUCCUCAAGGAGAAGCUUGUCUUCGCCGCCCGGCCCGAGCCCGUAGUCACUGCCUCAUACCUGGGCAAGGCCACCCUCAAAUAGAAAUCUGCAACUUGAGCAUCCCAUA
This is a messenger RNA of Fonticula alba, 710 nucleotides long. RefSeq lists its product as hypothetical. Gene Ontology annotation, cellular component: Ctf18 RFC-like complex. The transcript has 3 exons. Gene Ontology annotation, biological process: mitotic sister chromatid cohesion. The record is from RefSeq and is a predicted model, not a curated record. The coding region runs from base 98 to 685 and encodes 195 amino acids. NCBI's taxonomy places the organism in Eukaryota, Rotosphaerida, Fonticulaceae.